Molecule: messenger RNA, 273 nt
Organism: Eimeria mitis
Lineage: Eukaryota; Apicomplexa; Conoidasida; Eucoccidiorida; Eimeriidae
Exons: 1
Coding region: 1-273 (90 amino acids)
Source: RefSeq, a predicted model, not a curated record
AUGACAGCAGCAGAAGAAACAGCAGCAGAAGCAGCAGCAGCAGCAAAUGCUGCAGCAGCAGCAAUACCACCAGAGAUACUAGCACAAGCUGAGGCAGUGUUUAACCAGAAGGUACCGCUGCUGCUGCAGCAGCAGCUGCAGCAGCAGCAGCAGCAGCAACUUGCUGAUCUAUCCAUGGUGGGGCUGGACGUACACCACAGCUUCGCCAGCGAGACAGACGGAGACAUCGUACUAGCCAGAGUCGUACAGUGGCUAGAUGAACGCGCAGCCUAG